GGGGAGCGCAGCGCCUGCCGGGGGUGCAGAGCGCUUGGUGCCGCUCCCCACGGCCGCGUGCGCAGGAGCCGUUUGCGUGGGGAACACCCCGCGCGGUGCGGGGGAGCGUAACUGGAGCGGGGUGCGCGCCACGGGCAAUGGCUGCCCGCCGGCCGGGCCCGCGCCCUGGAGCAGGUCCCGCCUGCGCCUCGGGGCACGCACGGGGAAGCGGGGCCGGAGGGCGGGCGGGGCCAGCACGCGGGGCUGACGUGGCGCUCCUGUCCGCGUGCGCGGCCCCGCCUCCUACCGCGGCUGCGCGUGCGCCCGCGGGUGGGUGCGGGCGCGCGCGUGCGGGCCGCUUCCGGUCGGUGUCGGCGGAGGAUGGUGCUGCUGGAGAGCGAGCAGUUCUUGACGGAGCUGACCAGGCUCUUUCAGAAGUGCAGGACUUCGGGGAGUGUUUUCAUAACGCUGAAGAAAUAUGAUGGCCGAACAAAACCAGUCCCACGCAAAGGCCAUGUAGAAAGUUUUGAACCAGCAGACAAUAAAUGUCUUCUAAGAGCAACUGAUGGAAAGAAGAAAAUUAGUACAGUGGUGAGCUCCAAGGAAGUAAAUAAAUUCCAGAUGGCAUAUUCAAAUUUGCUGAGAGCUAACAUGGAUGGCUUGAAGAAAAAAGACAAGAAAAGCAAAAACAAGAAGAGUAAAGCAACACAGUGAUGGAAGAAUGUCCUACCAUCGCUAUAACAGACUUGACACUUGCUCAAAGCAAAGUCCAUUUCUUUUUGAGUUACCACUUGUCUUUGGCUUUCCUUCCAGCAGGGUAUUGGGAUGCGAUCAGUACUUUUGUUUAAACUGAGAGCAGAAGGUGCUUUCUGUGGAUUGUUGUAUGGCAGGAGUAUCUACAAGGUUAUACUGAAAUAGCUUUACACUCGUCUGCCAACUAGUUUUGUACUUAUACUGCUGUUUGUUUUGUAUUAUACAAGUGGGCAGUGUAAAACCUGUUUAGGGGUAACACAGGGUGAGGAGAAGUGUACCAUGAGCAAAGUAAGACUGGAGCAGGCGUCUCAGUGACAGGGGCCCAGGUUUAUAGAUAAGCUUCAGUAGUACUAGGGAAAGUGGGUGCCAACAUAUUACCAGGAACAGCAGCUUUCCUGUUUCUGUCUUAUUUUGAGGGACAUGUCUACGUGAUGCAGUGCAGAUACCCCUAAGGCAGCCAGCACAAUGCGUGAGCUCUUGCAGAGCCAGGCAGCUGUGCUUUUGCUCUGUGCUGAUCCAGCUGUGCUCACCCUGGCUCAGGGUGGGGGGAGGGCAGGACUAUGCAUCAUGUUCCUUUCUGACAUGGCUUAAAAAUGCUCAUGUCACCUAUACUUUUUUAAAGCUUCAUCCUUCCGUAUAUUCAGGGAUCUGAAUAUCCCCAUACUUCAUAUCUUACAAAGUAGCUCCUUUAUAUGAGCAGAUGUAAAAGGCGAAUACUUAAUUGUUCCUAUUAAACACAAUGAGAAAUGGAUUUGGUUGUAGUGACUGAUGUGACUUGUCUUGAUGAAUUGCUAGGUAUGGUACAGUUAUCUCUGCCUUUAGGACUGACUCUCCUGAUGCUACUUCCUGUAUUGCUGCUACAACUUCAACAGUUCUCAGAAGUUCUUGGGUUUGUCUUUGAAGUUAUCUCUUUACAUAUUUUAACUUUGUCCUCUUUACUACAAGAAGAGAGCAGGAAAUCUAAGUAGGUAUUUCUUAAUGCAAUGAGCCUGCAGUGGUAAAGGAAAUCAUUUGAGUUGAGUCAAAGAAAGAAACAAGUGAGCUGUUUAAACACGGUACCAGGUGGGGAGGGCGGGUAACCACCAGUGUAUCUGCAGAAACCUCUAACUUCUGCAUAUUCACUCUGUAAGUAUUUUGUGAAAUAUAAUGCAUAGGUAACUAUG
Messenger RNA from Strigops habroptila (Kakapo), 1895 nucleotides. RefSeq names its product signal recognition particle 14 (gene SRP14). Gene Ontology annotation, biological process: SRP-dependent cotranslational protein targeting to membrane. Gene Ontology annotation, molecular function: endoplasmic reticulum signal sequence receptor activity; 7S RNA binding. The transcript has 5 exons. Bases 361 to 693 code for a protein of 110 amino acids. NCBI's taxonomy places the organism in Eukaryota, Metazoa, Chordata, Aves, Psittaciformes, Psittacidae. Gene Ontology annotation, cellular component: signal recognition particle, endoplasmic reticulum targeting. The record is from RefSeq and is a predicted model, not a curated record.